AUGAGAAAAUUACGCUACGAGGCAUUACACGUUGGAUACUUCAUCGGCCACUGCACAUCGAGGCUAGACCAACAAGGUCACACGGUACGCACGCCCACGGACACAGAGCUCAUGUGUGAGGCACGAUUAACGAUCACUCUUCCGGAUCCGGAUGGUCUGCAAGAGGGUGGUCAAGGUGGUGGAUUCCCCCCUGAUGAUCUUUUUGGACACUUCUUCGGCGACAUAUUUGGCAUGGGAGGUGGCAGCAGAGCGCGAGGCCCCACUCGCGGGGAAGACACGAUGCAUCCUCUCAAUGUGACGUUAGAGGACUUGUAUAUGAGUAAAACGACCAAGUUACAGUUAAGUAAAAACGUAAUUUGCGGACCUUGUAAAGGUUUAGGUGGCAAGCCUGGGUCAGUUGUGACAUGUAAAGAUUGUCAUGGUCAGGGUGAAACAAUCAAUGAAAAAGAUAAAUGCCCAAAAUGUAAAGGUAAGAAAGUUGUAAAUGAAACUAAAAUUUUGGAGGUGCACAUCGACAAAGGAAUGCGACACCAACAGAACAUUCAUUUUAAAGGAGAGGGUGACCAGCAGCCUGACACUCAACCUGGAGAUGUAAUUAUUGUGUUGCAGCAAAAGCUUCAUGAUGUAUUCCAACGGACUGACGAUGACCUAUUAAUGGUGCAUGAAAUCUCUCUAACUGAAGCAUUGUGUGGUUUUGAGUUUAUUGUUAAACAUUUAGAUGGUCGAGAUUUACUUGUGAGACACCCUCCUGGUGAGGUAAUUAAGCCUGGAGAUCUUAAGGGCAUUUUGGGUGAAGGUAUGCCCCAGUACAAAAACCCAUUUGAGAAAGGCAAUUUGUAUAUAAAAUUUGAUGUGGUUUUUCCGGAAAAUAACUUUGCUACUGAAGAGCAGAUGAAACAAAUUGAAUCUGCUCUGCCUCCCCGCCCAGCAUUUGUUAUGCCAACUGGAGAGGAUGUAGAAGAAGUCAACUUGACAGAGUGCACUGGAAAUGAGGGUGGUAAGGGUCGGCAGGAAGCUUAUGCUAGUGACGAUGAAGAACACAUGCACGCUGGCCCUGGUGUGCAAUGUGCUCAUCAAUAG
Arctia plantaginis is the source of this 1080-nucleotide messenger RNA. The record is from the annotation of a GenBank genome assembly. Lineage: Eukaryota; Metazoa; Arthropoda; Insecta; Lepidoptera; Erebidae.